AGAUUUAGAGGAGCACACCAACGUGUGGGCCAGGAGGAGGGAAAGGAAAAGCGAGAGGUGUUUCUGCGCGUGUGACGGUGCGCACUCGCUGGGAUGGACGCUUAGCGUUUGCUACUUCCGAUCGACCCGCAAAGCGAAGGGCAGUUUAUAAACCCAAGUCGGUAGAACAGUCCGGGUCCCAAAACAGGGUCGCCCUGCUGGCGUGUUUGCUCGGCCUGGGAUUCUCCCUCGAUUUGGCUCUAGGCCGGCGUUGCGGUUUUCCGCACUCCAACACUUGCUUUGCAAAGCGCGACGCGAUGGGCAGCCCUGGCUUUUCGCGCGCUUCGCGGUUGUUGCUGCUCGUCGGCGCGCUCGCUUGGUUAGCUCCGGCGGCCGCCCACUAUGAGGCGGACGAAGGCGAAGAGCUGAUGCGCGCCUUCGCUUUAGAGGAGGAGAACCUGGCCGAGUUCGCCAGACACCGAAGUUCACCCGCACCUUUCUACCGGAGCAAUAAGGAGUCAUGGCGCUUAUCUGGACAUUAUAUUGUGGUACUCAAGGAAGAAACCCUUAAAUCCCAAAUCCUACAAACCGUCAAGCGUUUGCAAGCCAAAGCAGCCAAGCAUGGCUAUAUGACCAAAAUCCUGCAUAUCUUUGAGGAGCUUAUCCAGGGCUUUGUUGUGAAGAUGAGCAGAGAUGUGCUGCAUAUGGCUUUGAAACUCCCACAUGUGGAUUACAUAGAAGAGGACUCUUACGUGUUUGCUCAAAGCAUUCCUUGGAAUCUUGGCCGGAUUGUCCCAGAACAGGACACGCUGAAUGAGUAUCAUCCCCCCAAUGCUGGUGAACUGGUUGAGGUUUAUCUGUUAGAUACUGGUGUACAGAGCACCCAUCGGGAAAUAGAAGGCAAAAUAUUUGUGACCGAGUUUGAGAAUGUCCCUGAAGAAGACGGCACUCGCUUUCACCGCCAGGCCAGUAAGUGUGACAGCCAUGGGACCCACAUGGCAGGUGUGGUGAAUGGAAGGGAUGCUGGAGUUGCGAAAGGUGCCAAUGUCCGUAGUCUGCGGGUGCUCAACUGCCAAGGAAAAGGCACCAUAAGCGGCACGCUGAUUGGGUUGGAAUUCAUUGCAAAGACUCUGGCUGUCCAGCCCUAUAGUCCCCUGGUUGUCUUGCUCCCCUUGGCCGGAACCUAUAGCCGCAUCCUGAAUACCGCCUCUCGUCAGAUGGUCCAGAUGGGGGUGGUCAUGAUAGCUGCAGCAGGCAACUACAAAGACGAUGCUUGUCUAUACUCUCCAGCAUCAGAACCAGAGGUGAUUACAGUUGGAGCAACCAAUGCCCAAGACCAGCCUGCCUCCAUGGGGACUUUGGGAACCAACUUUGGACGCUGCGUAGAUAUCUUUGCUCCUGGAGAUGAUAUCAUUGGUGCCUCUAGUGACUGCAGCACCUGCUUCACAGCUCAGAGUGGGACAUCGCAAGCAGCUGCCCAUGUCGCAGGUAUUGCAGCCAUGAUCUUGAAUGCCAACCCCGCCCUGUCCAUCUCCGAGCUGAGGCAAAAACUGAUCCACUUUUCUGUCAAAAACCUUAUGAAUGAGGCUUGGUUUCCAGAAGACCAGAGGCUGUUAACGCCAAACAGAGUGGCUGGGCUUCCCUCCAAAAUUGUAGCAGAGGAACAACUGUACUGUCGCUCUGUGUGGUCUUCCUUGUCUGACUCAACUAGUGCAGCAACAGCUGUUGCCCAAUGCAACAGCUACGAAGACAUGUUCAGCUGCUCAAGUUUAUCAAAGGAUGGCAAAUGGCGAGGGGAGCACAUUGAGGAUAAUGGAGGCAAGAAGGAGUGUGUGGCUCUCAACAGAUUUCGAGGCCAAGGUGUCUAUGCCAUAGCUAGGUGUUGCAUUUGGCCCAAGGCUGACUGCCAGGUUAAUAGCCAUUCACAGACCACAGAGGGCACGGCCAUGAAAAGUGUUACCUGCAUCAAAGAUAGCCAUGUUUUGACAGGCUGCAGCACUCAUUCUCUGGAUGGAGAUCUCAGUGGCGGCAUCAAUGCUGUACACCAGGCGGACAGUAGGUGGGCCCACUGUGUAAGCCAAGGAGAAGCAACCGUGCACGCUUUCUGCUGCCAUGCACCCAGCCUUGAGUGCAAAGUUCAGGGACAUCCUCCCCUGGAGUACCCAACAAAGGUGAUGGAGACCUGUGAUGAUGGCUGGACUCUAACCGGAUGUAAUGCCCAGUCACCUAGCUCCAACAGUCUUGGGGCAUAUUCAGUGGACAACACCUGCGUUGUACUCAGCCGUCCAGGAAGCAAAGGAGCAACCGCAGUUGCCAUUUGCUGCAGAAAGAGGCUCUUAGAAGAGGAGAAGCAAAGUUCCAGUAACAACUGACAAUUCUACCUUUUCCUCCCUUCAACUAUCCAAAAGACCCACACAUUUUGACAAUUGCCAUAUAGGGUCACACUGGUAAACACAGUAGUCCCUAGAGCAGAACUCCAAUACAGCUUGGGAUUGCUUGGGAUAACCUUAGCUUAGCACAACUAUUUCAGACGCUGCAGUUGUGCAAAACAUCAUCCCUCUAGCAACGUUCCCAUAGUUAACAUCAAGAAAUGGGUGUCUUUGUUGUCUCGAUAAUAUCAAUUAAGCUGCAUUUGUAAAAUAUCUUUGAUCAAUUAGCUGCAUACAUAAUUUUUCACCAACUUUUUAUUUGCAAUCAGUGACUUCCAGGCUUUUUAGAAUAUCUAUUUUGUUAACCAUCCACUAGUUCAAUGCAUUAUGCUUAUAGCAUAGAAGGCUAGGGGUGGGGGUGGGGCAGAGCAGGCAGAAGGAUGAAGAAGGUAACAGUUUCUGUGUAAUUCUUUAACUUGGUCACAACCUUUCAUUGGUUGAACUAUAACUAGAAACCUCUGUGUACAUAUUAGUGAUGCUUAAAACUGGAGAAAGUGAAAGUAUUAAUACUUUAAAUCUGCCCAGGAUAGCAGAUUAAUUGCAGAGCAUACUAUUAUCAUUAUAUCCUCCUGUUUUUUGAGUAUUUUUAUAUAGUAAGUUGUAUGGUAAUAUUUUGCAGCAAGCAUAGACAAACCAUGGGCUGCAUUUAACCCUUCCUUCUAGAGGCCCUGUGCAAUUAACAGUAUCCUUUGUAGUUAAACAUAAACAUACAAUUUAACUGUUUAAUACUUUUAAAAGAAAAAGGCAUACCUGGGAGAUAUUGUGGGUUCGGUUCCAGAUCAGCAAAUAUUACAAUAAAGUGAGUCACACUAUUUUUUGGUGUGUGUGUGUGGGGUAUUUCCUGAGUGCUUGUAAGUUAUGUUUGCACUCUACUGUAAUUUAUCAAAUGUGUAAAAUAGCACUAUGUCUAAAAAACAAUGUACAUACCUUAAUUAAGGUCCUUUAUUAUUAAUGAGCAAAUGCUGUUGGAAAAAUGGUGGUAACAGAUCUGUUCAAUGCAGGGUUGCCAUAAGCUUUCAAUUUGUUAAAAAAAAAUGCAGUAUGUGCAAAGUUGAAUAAAGCAAAGCGCAAUAAAAUAAGAUAUACCAGUAUUCAAAUACAAGUUGAUAAGAGUUGGAAAAUGUUUCUCCUGCUUCUGCUCACUUCUUGCUAUUCUAUGGUAGUUGCAACUCUCAACCUGAAACAGUGUUGGCCGUUUAGGAUCUAGUUUAUACUAUUUUCUGUCAUCAUUCUCCAGUGCCAUAAUACAAAACUGCUUAACAAUGUGUUGUAGCAAGUCUGAAAUAGGAUUAUAUCAUAUUGCACAGGUGUCAAACUCACUGCGUCACGUGACGUGUCACGACGUAUCGCAACUUUUUUUGCAUUGCUGGAGCUGGGAUGGGCGCAGCCUCUGCAUGAUGCAACCGGCCUGCAGGCCGGCAGUUUAACACUCCUGUCCUAUUGUAUCCUUAUACCAACUUUUAAGAAGCAGAAGUUUCUCCUCUUUUAUUUCACUUUGUUAGUUUCUGUAACCAUGAAUGGAAGAAGCUCUGCAAAAAUCAGAGCAAUCAGUUUUCUCUAAGGAGGCUGGAUCAGUGUGGAUAACUACUAGCCCCCUACAUAUCACUGAAGCAUAACUCUGAGCUCCAUCUUCUUACGAUAAGGAUUUUUAUUCUGAAAAAUACUGGGAACUGUAGCUGAAAAAAGGUUAUCACUGGGCUCCACUGGACCAAUGAAGAAUAGUUUUAUACAAGCAAACCUGAAGCUUUUAAAACACUGAAGACUUAGGGACUUCUGCAUGAGUGGCCUUAAGGCAACUAUGAAACCAAGUAAACGCUGGGUAACCAAACAGUAUAGUUUCCUAAUAAAGUGUUUGGUAGCAACCAUUUAAGUUGGUUUUUCAAAGCAAGCUAUUAAUUUCAUGUAAAACUCUUUCCCACUUACCAAAUGUUUAACUGCCUAUAUAACUGAAUCUUUAAUCGUGUAUGCUCAAUUACUGGGUAAAAAUAUUUUUAACUAAGGGACCAUAUACAUGUUUUCUUAAAUAUUAAGUUUAGUUCAAAGUAAAUAUGUAUUGGAUUGCAGCCUAAGUUGCAUUUCUGUUUUAGAAAGGGCAAAAAGAAUACCGAAUCAUGAAUAAACUGCAUGUGAUUCUUGGUAUGUUAUUUUGAAGUUCAUACUCAAAUUUAUUAUCUACUGUAAUUGCUUGAGAUUUCUUUGUACUGUAGAUUUUACAUUUUUAUCUGAAUCUAUUUAUUCUGUUUUAUAUAACAUUUUAUAAAGCAAUUUCUUUUUGAAAUAAAAGUUUCAUACAAUUUUAAUGUGGCUGCAUUUAUGAAACUGUACUUAAAACCCUCCUCUGCAUUUUUCUACAAUUAUAUUUAAGGAAAGGGGAACAGGAAAAAAAUCUAAUUUUUAUCACAUCUUGUUUUUUUCAUUAGAGAUUCAAGCUCAUAAGCGCUAUCAUUGUAAAAGGUGUGGCAGAACAAAAUACUUUAGGAGGUAUAUAAGUUACCAGAUCAUAUAGAAGAUAGGUAUGAAAAAUAUCCUUAAUACUCUCAAACCUCUUUUGUAUAAAAUACUGAUAUUGUUCUGGUGGCGCAGUGGUUAGAAUGCAGGAUUGCAAGCUAACUUUGCCCACAGCCAGGAGUCUGAUCCUGAUGGGCUCAAGGUUGAUUUAGCCUUCCAUCCUUCCGAAGUUGGUAAAAUGAGGAUCUGGAUUAUUGGGGGCAAUAUGCUGACUUUCACUAUGGGAAGGGAAUAUAAGUCUUAAGUGCUAUUGCUAUUGCCCUAUUAUAUUUCAUAUUUCCUCUAGAUAGGAGAAGACAGAACAUUAAUGUAAUCUUCCUACUAGGAUUCCAAACUAUUUUGCAUCUGGUUUGGAAGGAAAAAAAAAAAAGCCUCAGAGCAGGGCAGCCUUAUGCUAAUGAGUCAUGCAUACAGGACAAAGUAAGAUUCAGAAAAUAACUUUCUCAUAAUUCUAUUUUUGAGUGGUGAUUUUGGAUUCUCAAAUUCUCCAACAUCCAAUUCUAAUUGAACAGGAGCUAGAUAAAUGAACCAGCCAAACAGCAGCUGUUUCCCCCCCCCCCUUUAAUGAUCAUGUAAUUCCUUCCCUCAGGGUGGAGCUGAGUGUUUACUGGCCAGAUGUCCUUCCUGACACCUGGGUAGAGUUUGCAGGAGAUAUUUUCUCUUUGUGCCCAGAGAGAGAAAAAUUGGCUGUUACCUAGGAUCAAACUCACAGCCUCCCGAUUGUGAGGUGAGAGCUCCACCUCUAGGCCACCACACCUCUCUUGUUUUUUAAGUUUAAUAAUCAGCCAUCUUUUUCUUUUUUUGGUGAGAGGGAUAAGCUUUAUUCCAUUGACCGGGGUUUUUUUUUUCCUCAGGGAAACGGCUUCUCCCUUCCAUUUUUCACUCCCUUGGGAACUAGUUAAACACAACUGUACACAAUGAGAAGACACAACAGAAUUGUAAUUGCCCCAGUGCUAGAGAACAUUAUGUAUAAAAUGCAUUUUUCAUCCAAAAGUACUGGCAGUAAAAGAGACUGCAACAUAAAAUGUGUGACAAUUUGCAUGGCAAAUGUUUCUUUUAAAAAAAAGUCUUCAGCCAAUUGAAGUGAUAACAGCUGGAAGCCAAAUAAUUGACCAAAUAUUGUAUUUGAAACCAUAGCCAUUAACUCUCUACAAGUUGGGAGUGAAGCAGAAAACAGUUUGCAAUGGUUUUAGAAAGUAUAGCGGUGGAACAGAUCAUCUUGUGAUUCUGAAAAAAUGCCCUGCUUCAAUUUGGGAUGAGACCCCCUUUUCCAUAGGAAACAAUGCAAAUUUAAAUGAUUUUGGACCAAUGCCUUUCUCUUCAGGUCAGCUCUAUAACUUACUUUCAUUUAAAUUAAAUGGAAGAUAGGGUAACACAGUCAGGAUGGGAUAGGAACAACAUUUAUUCUAAAUUUUAAAACAUUGUAUUAAAAUGUUUGAAGGCUUAAUAAAAUAUCUGAGUUCUGCUAACUUCAUUGAAAGUGUUAUCUUCAGAGAAGACAUUCAACUGAAGCGUCAUUGUUAAGAGUAUUUCUCUGACUCACCCGUAUGGCAGAGAAUUUCAACUGGAAGAUGUGCAGCUAUUUCCAGCAACAGUGAAAUGACCUGUUAUAUUCACAACUAGUGCACAACAGUGAAGUAAUUUGUGUGCCAGUUCAGUUUUUGUAACAGUAAUAAAAAAAAAAAA
Crotalus tigris (Tiger rattlesnake) is the source of this 6602-nucleotide messenger RNA. It is a transcript of the gene PCSK9, whose product is annotated as proprotein convertase subtilisin/kexin type 9. Gene Ontology annotation, biological process: proteolysis. The coding region runs from base 297 to 2351 and encodes 684 amino acids. The record is from RefSeq and is a predicted model, not a curated record. Gene Ontology annotation, molecular function: serine-type endopeptidase activity. The transcript is spliced from 12 exons. Lineage: Eukaryota; Metazoa; Chordata; Lepidosauria; Squamata; Viperidae.